AAAAAAUAUAACAUCUCCUUCUUGAUAAUAAAAAUACACAGAACUAGUGGCUCCUAUCUUACUGUUCUUCCGCCAUUUUUUUUUUCUUCACUCUCUCUCUCUCUCCUUAUUUGCUGAUUAUGACCAUAGUUGGGCUGAUAAUAUCGGCUACAAAACUUGCGGGAGUAUUAGUAUCAUUGACAAUUGCAGCAAAUACUUUCUCUUUCUCUCGAUUCCGCAAAAAAAAUCUCCGUUCUUUUCAUUCUCCUAUUGAUGAGUCUGCUGAUAAUCUUGCUCUGUUCAACGUCAAUCCUUCAGAUGGUGAAGUUGAGUUCUUCUUUGGAUUGGCAACUGCACCGGCUCAUGUGGAGGAUAAGCUCAAUGAUGCUUGGCUUCAGUUUGCAGAAGAAAAGCUUGGUGAAGUAUCCGAGUCUUCCCAACGGCAACCAGCUGAUGCUAUUUUAGCCUCUGCUGCAGGAGAUGGUGGCUCUCAACCAGCUUUAUCUGCAGAAGCAAAGGAAACACCAAACAAAAAGAAAAGUCUUAAGAUAGCUAUGGAAGCGAUGAUAAGAGGAUUUGAGAAGCUCACUGAAGAACAAGACGAAGAUGAAGCUCCAAUCAGUGAAUGCGAACAUAAUGUGGCUGCAUGGCACAAUGUUCCACACCCGAAGGAGAGACUAAGGUUUUGGUCUGAUCCUGAUACGGAGCUCAAACUUGCCAAAAAUACCGGUGUGACUGUCUUUCGUAUGGGUGUUGAUUGGUCAAGAAUCAUGCCGAAAGAGCCAACUGGUGAAUUGAGUGAAGCGGUUAAUUUUGCAGCAUUAGAGCGGUACAAAUGGAUCAUUCAUAGGGUCCGGUCAUAUGGAAUGAAGGUGAUGCUGACACUGUUCCACCAUUCCCUUCCUCCUUGGGCUGGAGACUAUGGAGGGUGGAAACUGGAGAAGACUGUUGAUUACUUCAUGCAUUUUACUAGGCUUGUUGUUGAUAGUGUUUCAGAUGUGGUAGACUACUGGGUAACAUUUAAUGAGCCUCAUGUCUUUUGUAUGUUGACAUACUGUGCUGGUGCUUGGCCUGGCGGUAAUCCUGACAUGCUGGAGGUUGCAACUUCUGCUUUACCGACUGGCGUGUUUAAUCAAGCCAUGCACUGGAUGGCCAUUGCACACUCAAAAGCAUAUGAUUACAUCCAUGAACACAGCAAAUUACCGAAGGCACUUGUGGGAGUUUCUCAUCAUGUCUCAUUUAUGCGACCCUAUGGUCUCUUUGAUGUUGCUGCUGUCAUACUCGCCAACUCCAUGACCAUUUACCCAUAUAUGGACAGUAUAUCUGGGAAGAUGGACUAUAUUGGGUUAAACUAUUAUGGGCAGGAAGUUGUCUGUGGUGCUGGACUAAAGCUAUCAGAGACGGAUGAAUAUAGUGAGUCUGGACGAGGGGUCUAUCCUGAUGGCUUAUUCCGUAUGCUUCUUCAGUUCCAUGAGAGAUACAAGCAUUUAAACAUACCGUUUAUCAUUACUGAAAAUGGGGUCUCUGAUGAGACUGACUUAAUUAGGCGGCCAUACUUACUGGAGCACUUACUCGCUAUUUAUGGUGCCAUGAUCAUGGGUGUCCCUGUUCUUGGUUAUCUCUUCUGGACAAUUUCUGACAACUGGGAAUGGGCGGAUGGUUAUGGACCUAAGUUUGGACUUGUAGCAGUUGAUCGUGCCAAUAAUCUUGCUCGAGUCCCACGACCUUCAUACCAUUUAUUUUCCAAAGUGGCAACAACAGGCAUAAUAACACAACAAGAUCGGCAACGAGCAUGGAAUGAAUUGCGUAAAGCUGCUAAAGGAAGGAAGACCAGACCUUUUUAUCGAGCUGUAGAUAAACAUGGUUUAAUGUAUGCAGGGGGUCUUGACGAACCCAUGUGGCGCCCUUAUGCUGACCGGGAUUGGCGAUUUGGACACUAUGAGGUGGACGGACUGCAGGAUCCACUAAGUCGCUUCUUCAGAUUUAUUUGUCGACCUCUCAAACUCAAAAGGAAAUCAGAAGAUGAAGAUGAAGAUGAAGCUGAAGAUAUUGAGAUGGCCUUAUUACCUCUGGGGUCAACUGCUUGAUGGCCUACUGCUGGUAGUAAGCAUCACCUUCGGAAUUCUCUGCUAAGGAGUAUUCUUCUAGCAACAGCAAGAAUGUCAAUUCUUGAAAUAGCAGAAAUCCGUGUAUAAUUGCUGAUAUAGUAUCAAUAAGGAGGAGAUGACUGGACAAGCUCUGUGAUGUUUAUAUGCAUGACUGAUAGAACAUUCGUCAUUCUGGCCUUAACCUUUAGCUGGUUUCUGUUAAUUAAUCCAUUUGUAUAAGAUCGUUUAUAUGCAAAUUUCUAAAUCUUCCACUAUUGGUCUGUUUAUUCCUAUCUGUAUUUAGAUGUUUCAAUGUACAUGAAUAAAUUUCAAUGUACAUAAACAUUAGUGAUUGAAUACAUAUAAUUUAUCGGAA
Molecule: messenger RNA, 2442 nt
Organism: Beta vulgaris subsp. vulgaris (sugar beet)
Lineage: Eukaryota; Viridiplantae; Streptophyta; Magnoliopsida; Caryophyllales; Amaranthaceae
Product: beta-glucosidase-like SFR2, chloroplastic
Exons: 11
Coding region: 120-2066 (648 amino acids)
Biological process (GO): carbohydrate metabolic process
Molecular function (GO): beta-glucosidase activity
Source: RefSeq, a predicted model, not a curated record